UGUAAACUGAAGUUGGAAGAGAUUGUAAAACCCUUUGACUCUCCACAGUGGAGUCCAUUGUUGCUUCUGACUUCCUCAAAUUCAAGUCCACAGAGUGGUUGACUGCAGGGUGCUGUUAUGGCUGACUCAGUCAUCCUUCGCAGCGUGAAGAAAUGUGGAGAGGAGAAUCAUGGUUUCCAGUCAGAUGGAUUAUAUAAUAAUGAUAAAAAAUCAAGGGUACAACGUGAGGAGAAAGGUGACAGCAUGCAAGUUGGCUUCUUUCAAUUGUUCCGGUUUUCUUCAUCAACUGACAUUUGGCUGAUGUUUGUGGGAAGUUUAUGUGCAUUUCUUCAUGGACUGGCCCAGCCAGGGAUGCUACUCGUUUUUGGCACAAUGACAGAUGUUUUCAUUGAAUAUGAUACUGAAUUACAAGAACUCAGCAUCCCGGGAAAAGUAUGUGUGAAUAAAACCAUCGUAUGGGCCAACGACUCCCUCAAUCAAAAUGUGACAAAUGGAACACGAUGUGGGUUGCUGAACAUUGAAAGUGAAAUGAUCAAAUUUGCCAGUUACUAUGCCGGAAUCGGUGUCCUAGUACUUAUCACAGGAUAUAUUCAAAUAUGCUUUUGGGUGAUUGCUGCAGCUCGCCAGAUACAGAAAAUGAGGAAAAUCUACUUUAAGAGAGUAAUGAGAAUGGAAAUAGGAUGGUUCGACUGCAAUUCAGUGGGAGAGCUGAACACAAGAUUCUCUGAUGAUAUUAAUAAAAUCAAUGAUGCCAUUGCUGACCAGAUAGCCCUUUUCCUUCAGCGCAUGACCACGAGCAUCUGUGGGUUCCUGCUGGGAUUUUACAGGGGCUGGAAACUGACCUUGGUUAUUAUUUCGGUCAGCCCUCUCAUUGGGAUUGGAGCCGCCAUAAUUGCUCUGAGUGUGUCCAAGUUUACUGAUUAUGAGCUGAAGGCCUAUGCCAAAGCAGGGUCAGUGGCUGAUGAAGUCAUUUCAUCUAUGCGGACAGUGGCUGCUUUCGGUGGUGAAAAAAGAGAGGUCAAAAGAUAUGAGAAAAAUCUUGUGUUUGCCCAGCGCUGGGGAAUUAGAAAAGGUAUAGUGAUGGGAUUCUUUACUGGAUAUAUCUGGUGUCUCAUCUUCUGUUGCUAUGCACUGGCCUUCUGGUAUGGCUCCACACUCGUCUUGGAUGAAGGAGAAUAUACAGCAGGAACCCUUGUUCAGAUUUUCCUCAGUGUCUUAGUAGCAGCUUUAAAUCUGGGCAAUGCAUCUCCUUGUUUGGAAGCCUUUGCAACUGGACGCGCAGCAGCCACCACCAUUUUCGAGACAAUAGACCGGAAACCAGUCAUUGACUGCAUGUCAGAAGACGGUUACAAGUUGGAUCGAAUCAAGGGUGAAAUUGAAUUCCGUAAUGUGACAUUCCAUUAUCCUUCCAGACCAGAGGUGAAGAUAUUAAACAACCUCAGUAUGGUCAUAAAAUCAGGGGAAAUGACGGCUCUGGUAGGACCCAGUGGAGCUGGGAAAAGUACAGCACUGCAACUCAUUCAGCGAUUCUACGACCCCUCUGAAGGCAUGUGGCUUAGAGCUCAGAUUGGGAUAGUGGAGCAAGAGCCAGCUCUGUUCGCCACCACAAUUGCAGAAAAUAUUCGCUUUGGCAGAGAAGAUGCAACCAUGGAAGAUAUAGUCCGAGCUGCCAAGGAAGCCAAUGCCUACAACUUCAUCAUGGAACUCCCACAGCAAUUUGACACCCUUGUUGGAGAAGGAGGAGGCCAGAUGAGCGGUGGCCAGAAACAAAGAGUAGCCAUUGCUAGAGCCCUCAUCCGAAACCCCAAGAUCCUGCUUUUGGAUAUGGCCACCUCUGCGUUGGACAAUGAGAGUGAAGCCAUAGUACAAGAAGCACUGAGUAAGGUUCAGCACGGACGAACAGUCGUCUCCGUCGCUCAUCGCCUAUCCACAGUCAGAGCUGCAGACGUCAUUGUUGGGUUUGAACAUGGCACAGCAGUAGAAAGGGGCAACCAUGAAGAACUGUUGGAAAGGAAAGGAGUUUACUUCACUCUAGUGACUUUGCAAAGUCAAGGAGAUCAAGCCCUUAACAAAGAGGACAAGCAGGGAAAAGAUGCAACAGAAGAUACCACGCUUGAGAGAAAACAGACCUUUAGCAGAGGGAGUUACCGUGCUAGUUUAAGAGCUUCUAUCCGGCAACGCUCCAAGUCUCAGCUUUCUUACCUGGUACACGAACCUCCGUUAGCUGUGGUAGAUCGUAAGUCUACUUACGAAGAAGACAGAAAGGGCAAGGACAUUCCUGUGGAAGAAGAAGUUGAACCUGCCCCGGUGAGGAGGAUUCUGAAAUUCAAUGCUCCAGAAUGGCCCUACAUGCUGGUAGGGGCUUUGGGUGCAGCUGUCAAUGGGACAGUGACACCGCUCUAUGCCUUCUUAUUCAGCCAGAUUCUUGGGACUUUUUCGAUUCCUGAUAAAGAAAAGCAGAGGUCAGAGAUCCAUGGUGUAUGUCUACUCUUUGUAGUACUGGGCCUUGCAUCCCUUUGCACCCAAUUUCUGCAGGGAUACACAUUUGCCAAAUCUGGGGAGCUCCUCACCAAGAGGCUACGUAAAUUUGGUUUCAAGGCAAUAUUGGGGCAGAACAUUGGCUGGUUCGAUGACAUCAGAAAUAGCCCCGGAGCACUGACAACAAGGCUUGCUACAGAUGCUUCCCAAGUUCAAGGGGCUGCCGGCUCUCAAAUUGGGAUGAUCGUCAACUCCUUCACCAACAUCACUGUGGCCAUGAUCAUUGCCUUCUACUUCAGCUGGAAGCUAAGCCUCGUCAUUGUGUGCUUCUUCCCCUUCUUGGCCUUCUCGGGAGCUGCACAGACCCGAAUGUUGACGGGAUUUGCCUCACAAGACAGGCAGGCUCUAGAGACAGCAGGACAGAUUACAAAUGAAGCCCUCAGUAAUAUCCGCACUGUUGCUGGAGUUGGAAAAGAGAAGCGUAUUAUUGAAGCAUAUGAGACUGAACUGCAGCAGCCGUUCAAGACAGCCAUUCGAAAAGCAAAUGUUUAUGGAUUCUGCUUUGGCUUUUCCCAGUGUAUAGCGUUUGUUGCUAAUUCUGCUUCCUACAGAUACGGAGGUUACUUAAUCUCUAGUGAAGGGCUCCAUUUCAGCUAUGUGUUCAGGGUGAUCUCUGCAGUUGUGCUGAGUGGAACUGCUCUUGGAAGAGCCUCCUCUUACACCCCAAGUUACGCCAAAGCUAAAAUAUCAGCUGCUCGCUUUUUUCAACUCCUAGACCGACGACCCCCAAUCAGUGUAUACAGUGGUGCAGGUGAAAAAUGGAACAACUUCCAGGGGAAGAUUGAGUUUGUCGACUGUACGUUUACAUAUCCUUCUCGACCUGAUGUACAAGUUCUGAAUGGUCUCACAGUAUCUGUUCAUCCAGGGCAGACACUGGCAUUUGUUGGAAGCAGUGGAUGUGGCAAAAGCACCAGCAUUCAGCUGUUGGAACGUUUCUAUGAUCCUGACAAAGGCAAGGUGUUGAUAGAUGGACAUGACAGCAGGAAGGUCAAUGUCCAGUUCCUCCGCUCGAACAUUGGAAUUGUUUCCCAGGAACCGGUGCUGUUUGCCUGUAGUAUAGCGGACAACAUCAAAUAUGGGGACAACACCCGAGAAAUCCCCAUGGAAAGAGUCAUAGCUGCCGCAAAGCAGGCUCAGCUGCAUGACUUUGUCAUGUCACUCCCAGAGAAAUAUGAAACUAACGUUGGGGCCCAGGGGUCUCAACUCUCUAGAGGGGAGAAGCAACGCAUUGCCAUCGCUCGGGCCAUUGUCCGGGAUCCUAAAAUCUUGCUACUAGAUGAGGCCACUUCUGCCUUAGACACAGAAAGUGAAAAGACCGUGCAAGUUGCCCUGGAUAAAGCCAGAGAGGGUCGGACGUGCAUUGUCAUUGCCCAUCGCUUGUCUACCAUCCAGAACUCAGAUACCAUUGCCAUCAUGUCACAGGGGGUGGUGAUUGAAAAGGGAACCCACGAAGAACUGAUGGCCCAGAAAGGAGCCUACUACAAACUGGUCACCACAGGAGCCCCCAUCAGUUGACCUGACUCAAGAAUCUCACGGACAGAUGAGGCACCAGUGAUAGGAAUCCUGGGGUGUUGCAUUUCUUUUUGUUUUUUUUGUUUUUUUUCUUUAAGGAGAAAUGCUGAUAUUUUACUUUCACAGACACUGUGAAAGUGUUUUGUGGUCCAGGCUAAUUGCUAAUCAUCUUCAAUAAUAAUUCAGUUUAGACGUCCAUCUAUAGAAAUUAAAGGAAACUAGGGCCAGAGUGAGUGAAAAUUCAAUGUAAAGCUCAUGCCGAGCCAUCACCCAGUGCUUUCUCUAUGCAGAAGCCAGUUCCAGUUCCUAUGUGAGAAUUUAUGAGAGGCCAUGGAGUAAAUGAGACUCAGAGCUCCUCAAGGGCAAAGGUCUGCUUUGCAUUUUUGAACCCUCAGUGUACACAGAACCUGGUAUAUAAUAGGCACUCAAUAAACAUUUAUUCAACUGGGCCAAGGUCAUAUGUGAAAAGAACAGAAGGACUGAAGACUAACCAUUUCUUCAAAAAAAUAGUAUCAUGGUAACAUAUACAUAACACAUCAAAUCAGUGAUAGUAAUUACAUUCACAGUAUUGAGCUACCAUCACCAUUAUCCGUUAUCAAAACUUUUUCAUCACCCAAA
This is a messenger RNA of Choloepus didactylus (southern two-toed sloth), 4668 nucleotides long. It is a transcript of the gene ABCB11, whose product is annotated as ATP binding cassette subfamily B member 11. The coding region runs from base 118 to 4053 and encodes 1311 amino acids. Lineage: Eukaryota; Metazoa; Chordata; Mammalia; Pilosa; Megalonychidae. Gene Ontology annotation, biological process: transmembrane transport. The record is from RefSeq and is a predicted model, not a curated record. Gene Ontology annotation, molecular function: ABC-type transporter activity; ATP binding; ATP hydrolysis activity. The transcript is spliced from 28 exons. Gene Ontology annotation, cellular component: membrane.